UUGGAAGAAAGAUUAGAAAGAGUACUCAUCUCAAUCAAUGUCAUAUCGAUGUGAUAGCAGAAUAUUCUUGGAUUUACAGAAGAGACUGGCUUCUAAUUGAGAGGGAUUAAAGGUCUUUAAUCCACAGGGAUCACAAGAACAAUUAGACAGUAUAACUACAGCUGGUAAUCUAAUAUCUACCAGACCUGCUACAGAUUCUAUAUCCAGCAUCCACUCUAGAGUUAACCAAUCAGACAGCAUGCCUAAUAAUUCACUGGCUUUAACAUGGCUUCAGCAGUAAUUCGUAGCAUCAGAUCAGAACAGAGGGUGUCAAGGUCUAGUCGUGGAACUAUAGUACGAGCGAGUGGACCCAGUGUUAAUGCGGCACCUGUACGAGGAUCCUCACAUGUUAAUUACCCAGAUGUUGUAAGAGCCAAUCAGCAAUCAGCCUCAAGGCAGCAUCAGGUGAAUGCUAACAGGUUGAUCGAUUGUUAUAUGCCGAAGAGGAGAUCUAGGCCUGCAAGCAGAGACAGGGUAGCCCAGGACACGGAACCUUCCCCCUCAACCUCCGGACAACACCAGGAUAUGGGACGUCCUGAUGGGGUACCACCCCCAAUGGUGCUAGAACCACGUGCCCGGAGGCAAACUCAAGGGAGAUCGGCUCCCCCAGUAGCACGUGCUGCAGCCAGCACGAGACAGUCAUUGGAUAACAUCCACCGAACUAGUCAAGAAAACCGACUAUCAAUGAUUAGCAGUGGAAGUGACUUUGCAAUCAAUUUUAGCGAUGAACAAGAGUUGAUUCGCUCAGGGGGUGAGGGGCCCAGUAAUAGGAUACAAACUGGUAUACUUAACCCAGGGAUUACACUCCUUGAGUCAGAAACCCCAAGGGGAAAUGCAGCUCUUCCCGAUAUAGUUAGCUCGGCUAAUCUGCCCCCAUACACCCCAAGGCCUAAUCAACAUCGGGGCUCACGGAAUGACAAUCAAAACAGACUUAGUGGAAAUUUAACACAGACUGAUAUCUCGAUUGAUGUGAGACAGACACGUUCGCGACGUGACCCAAGACGUGCACCUUCAGUGGAUUCUUCCAGGUCAUCCAGUAAAGGAUGUUGCUCAUCUGAGAAUGUAUUCCAUUGUCUUACAGUAUUAACAACAUUUAGAUGGGUCCUUGUAGUGCUCGCUAUGCUGGGAGUAUGCUGUGUUGUGACUGGAAUUGUACUCGGAGCAUUACAUAUGGCAGGCUCCAGUUUUUUGACAUUGUCGCUCAUGUUCAUAGGACUGGGGGUGAUGCUAGUUAUAGUAGUAGGGGUAGGCUGGAAGUGCACCCCCCUGGGACAUGAACCUUGCCACCUGCUGUUUAACCUGGGGGAACACUCUACACGUGAUAUUGCAAUAGAGCGGAUCAGGCACCCACGAGAUAGGAACCAGUGGUAUGCAGGAACCAUAUAUCCUGAGUUCCGAUUCCGCAGACCUCCACCAUCAUAUGCAGCUUCCAUGCAGGAUUAUCAGAAUCAACAACUUUUGGCACAAAUCCGCCAGCAGCAAAGAGUGGACGAACAGCAAUCUGGUGAGGGACCCUGCAUGGAGGGUCUACCCACCUCACCUCCCCCUUCAUAUAGGUCCCAAGUCAGUGUCGCACGACCAGGUUUACAUAUCACUUUCCCAGAUAGUUCUGGAGAGUACCCACAGUCCCGACCACCUACUUAUCGCUCCACUGCAGGGACUUUAUCCAGACCUGGAUUGCCUAUAUCGAUGCAGCCAAAUGCUGACAGUGUACCCUCCACAUCAGGGUUACAAAA
This is a messenger RNA of Owenia fusiformis, 1775 nucleotides long. NCBI's taxonomy places the organism in Eukaryota, Metazoa, Annelida, Polychaeta, Sabellida, Oweniidae. The record is from the annotation of a GenBank genome assembly.